AGGAUAAGGAUUAUGACAACGAUACGAAAAGUGAAAGUAGCUGUGUAUAGUGGAAGUGUAGAAAACAACGUGGCCGGACUCAUCACUGAAAUAAGAGAGAGAAUGGCAGAUUGUGUUGAAGAGGUUAGAUAUGUUCAGCUACCUUACAACAUUAGUGAUAUGCAGAAGAUGAAUCUGGAUAAGAAUUACUUAAUGUUGCUCUGUCAUUCAAUCAACAAUAGAGGAUUUUCAAUCACCAAUGUCACUCACGCUCUUUAUGAUGACUUCCUUUUGAAAUCCAAGAAACUAUUAGGUCGCCGUAGAAUUGGAGUGAUUGUGCAUGACUUUGAUUCUGCCGAGCUCUCUUCGGACAAACUUAACAGUAGAAUGGAUUCCUUCAGAAUCAAUCAAGAAACAACAUUCGGAAAAUCGAUUCUGCAACUAAUCGGCGGACAGCUAUCUCAAUCACCGGUAGAGAUUAAUGAUGAUCAAUGGGAGGAACUCAGAAAAUAUCUCAGAAACGAAUUAAAGAAUCCGAAGCCCCGGAAAACUGGCCGCAGCUGCAUGCUGUAAACCGUAUUGUAUGAACUAUAAUCACAUUGUCAUGAUUGUGUCAGAAGUUGUGAAGUAUAUACAAAGGGAAUUAUUUUGCACCACUGUUAAAAUAUGAUAUUGAAAAUAACAAAAUAAUAAUAAGUUAGUUCUUAGGAAAGCAUAUACCCAGGCUGUGGACAUUUUUAGCAUUAUUUAUAUGCAGAUUGUGCACAAAAGACAAAUUCCUCUAUAUAACAAGUAAACAUGACGCAAAGAAAUCACAGCUUAUACAUACUUCCAAAUUAAUUCCACAAUUUUUAUACAAUGAACACAUCUAUUCAUUCAUACCCUACACGUAACUCUUCACAUUUUCAUCACGGUCCCGAUUUAGUGAAACUCUCUAGUUUCUACCAGAGUCCAUAAAAAGAUGCUCAUGUCUUUACUCAUUUAAGGCAAACGUUAAAUCCAUGUUAAUAUCAGAAUACUUAAAGUAAGUUUUCUGUGUCAGUAUUUCAGUUAAUCAUUAAAUCAUUUAAUCAUUUAAUCAUUACAAGCGUGUACGUACCGUACAUGCUUUAUUGUCUUUUGUUGAGAAAGUCUCUCACUCAAUUGAUUUAUCGUCCCACACUAUAUGUAUAUUCCUGGACUUCUCCAAGGCCUUCGACACCAUCAACCAUGACAUUUUACUUUAAUAAUAAUAUAGGGUAUUUAUAUUGCGCACAUAUCCACCUUGUUAGGUGCUCAAGGCGCUCCUAUAUUACCCGGCUAAGCUAGGCGUUCAUAGCGCACACAGCUUCUACCGCGGUACCCAUUUACCUCACCUGGGUUGAGUGCAGCACACUGUGGAUCAGUUUCUUGCUGAAGGAAAUUACGCCAUGGCUGGGAUUCGAACCCACGACCCUCUGUUUCAAAGUCCGAAGACUAAUCCACUGGGCCACAACGCUCACUUUAUAAACUGUCGCACUAUGGUGUGCGUGGGAAGGCCUUGGAGUGGUUCAGGAGUUAUUUACUAAAUAGGAAACAAUAUGUAUCUCUAAAUGAAUAUGAAUCUGAACUACGAAACACCAGUUGCGGUGUACCGCAAGGAAGUUUACUUGACCCUCUUCUUUUUGUUUUGUACAUAAAUGACUUCUAUAGAUCAUCAAACUCCUUAUCAUUUAUAUUAUUUGCUGAUGAUACCAAUAUUUUCUUUUCACAUAAAGAUCCAAAUAUUUUAGUUGAUACAGUUAAUACUGAGUUAUUAAGUAUAUCGCAAUGGAUAAAUGCGAACAAACUUUCACUUAAUUUACAAAAGACAAAUUACAUGCUAUUUAGCAACUCUUUAGAUUCAUUACCUUCAGAUAUAAUUCUAAACAACACACCAUUAAAACAGGUCUCUCAUACUGAAUUUUUGGGGGUCAUAGUUGAUAACCAUCUUACAUGGAAAAUGCAUAUUAACAAUUUAUGUAAAACUAUAUCAAGAAAUAUUGGUGUUAUCAAUAGAAUGAAAUUUCUUUUACCGCAAUCCUCAUUAUUUGUGCUUUAUUCGUCAUUGAUUUUGCCAUACCUGAAUUACGGUCUCUUGAUUUGGGGUAAUACCCAUCAAACAUUGAUAGAAAAGAUUUUUAUACUGCAAAAAAAGGUUAUCCGGAUCAUUUGUAAUGCUCCAAUACGCUCUCAUACUAAAAUUCUUUAUUUUUCGAAAACAAGAUUUUAAAAAUUAAGGAUUUAUAUUCAUUCCAAUUAGGUCAGUUUAUGUAUCAAUAUAAUAGCAAUAAUUUACCUAUUGUUUUUCAUGACAUGUUUCAUAAAAAUGAGAGCAUUCAUAAAUACCCAACUAGGCAAUCAGAUGAAUUCCAUUUACCGCUUUUCAGGACGUUCAAAGCCAAAAAUACUUUCAUUUAUGAAGGCCCAAAAUUUUGGAAUUCCCUUCAUAACGACUUAAAAAGUUCCCCCUCUCUGUACACUUUUAAAAGAAAGUUAAAAUCUUUCUUACUGAAAUCCUAUAAUCACGUCUAAAAAUACAUCACAGAUUUAUAUCUCUAUUCACCGUUCCUUUUCACUCAUGCGCUACUUCGUUUCUGUUUGUCUACACUCCUCUCUCUCUGUAGUUCAUAUGCAGUUCUCACAUUCCUUCCUCACCCCCCCCCCCCUUUCCUCUCUCUCAUUCAUCCGCUUUCUUUCUUUAGUUUCUCAUUCCUGAGUUUUUUUGCGUAAUUUUCGUAUAUUUUGGUUAUGUAAUAUUUUCUUUUAAUGAUGUCUUCUGUUGGCAAUCAUGGUUUAUACUUUGAUUUGUAUAUAUAAAAUUUAUUUCUCGCUUGUCAUAUUUUGAGGAGCCCACAAUAUACAAGCUUUUGCUUUUUAGUGGGAUCCUCCAUUUUCACAAAUUUUAAAUCCCAAAUCCUUUACGCAAGAUUAUUUUGUAUGUAACUUUCUUAUAACAUGUCUUUUUCAAGUUGAUUUUAUGACCUUGAUAUAUUUUUUUUAUGAUGUCGACUUGUUAUGAUUGUAUUUGAUUUAUAUUUUGUUGAAAAGGAAAUUAAUGAAAUGAAAUAAAAAUGAAAUAAAAUGAAAUUACCA
Molecule: messenger RNA, 3072 nt
Organism: Lytechinus pictus (painted urchin)
Lineage: Eukaryota; Metazoa; Echinodermata; Echinoidea; Temnopleuroida; Toxopneustidae
Exons: 2
Coding region: 13-552 (179 amino acids)
Source: RefSeq, a predicted model, not a curated record